Molecule: messenger RNA, 939 nt
Organism: Ctenopharyngodon idella (grass carp)
Lineage: Eukaryota; Metazoa; Chordata; Actinopteri; Cypriniformes; Xenocyprididae
Product: olfactory receptor 146-like
Exons: 1
Coding region: 1-939 (312 amino acids)
Biological process (GO): G protein-coupled receptor signaling pathway
Cellular component (GO): membrane
Molecular function (GO): olfactory receptor activity; G protein-coupled receptor activity
Source: RefSeq, a predicted model, not a curated record
AUGGACAACCUGACAUUCAGAUAUAGUGUACUCUUACUGGAGGGACUGCAAGUUACACCUCAGUCAAGCCAGCUCACAUUCAUUUUUCUGUUGAUGGCUUAUGUCUUUGCAAUGGUGUCUAACAUUGGGAUUUUGAUUCAGAUCUUAGCAGAAAAAAGUUUACACCAGCCUAUGUACAUUCUUUUCUGUCACUUGCCAGUGAGUGAUAUUAUGUGUGCAACUGUACUCAUACCGCGUUUACUGAAGGAUUUAAUAACAGACCCCUCUGAGCGCUACAUCACAUAUGUGGAGUGUGUUUUCCAAGCUUUUUUUACACAUUUAUAUGGAACAACAUCCCAUACUAUUCUAAUGAUAAUGGCCUUUGACAGAUAUGUGGCCAUAUGCAAUCCACUGCGAUACCCAGCUAUAAUGAGCAAUAAAAUGAUGAUUAAACUGUCGACAGGAGCCUGGGGUGCUGCAGUAGUUCCAGUGUCAAUUUUGAUCGGUCUCAGUGUGCGCCUGUCUCACUGCAGAUCAUUCAUUGCAAACCACUAUUGUGACAAUGCUUCACUAUUUAAACUGUCCUGUGAAAAUAUAGUGAUUAAUAAUGUAUAUGGUUUAACUUUCACUGUGGUUUUACUCACCUCCUCACUGGGGUGGGUGUUACUGACAUAUCUCAGAAUAGUGAUGGUAUGUAUAAAAAGCAAAAACAAAGCAACCAACAGCAAAGCAAUCAAAACCUGCAGCUCUCAUUUGGCUGUUUAUGUAAUCUUGAUAGUAUUUGGUUUCGUCCCAAUUUUUCUGCAUCGUUUUUCUGAGUAUGCUGAGACUCGGAAGUUCGGGAAUGUAAUGUUUCAUGUUAUACCACCAGGAUUGAAUCCCAUAAUAUAUGGUUUACAAAUCAAGGAAAUAAGACAAAGAAUGUUAAAACUUUGCAUAAAAAAGGUUAAUUCUAGCUGA